Lutra lutra (Eurasian river otter) is the source of this 3067-nucleotide messenger RNA. It is a transcript of the gene SAMD10, whose product is annotated as sterile alpha motif domain containing 10. Lineage: Eukaryota; Metazoa; Chordata; Mammalia; Carnivora; Mustelidae. Gene Ontology annotation, molecular function: protein binding. Bases 1116 to 1724 code for a protein of 202 amino acids. Gene Ontology annotation, biological process: cell surface receptor protein tyrosine kinase signaling pathway. The transcript has 5 exons. Gene Ontology annotation, cellular component: cytoplasmic side of plasma membrane. The record is from RefSeq and is a predicted model, not a curated record.
GUGCCCCGGUGUGCGGGCUCGAGCCCUCGGCGCCCAGAUUGCGGAGUCGCGGCUCGGGCCCGGAUCCCGGGCCAGGCUCCGCCGCCACCGCCAGACCCUGAACGUGGCGGGGAGGGCGGAGGUGCAGCCCCUGGAAGGCGAGUUGGCGGGAAUAAGUCAAUGUGGGCGGCGUGCGGACCCCGGUGCUGGCCGCCGCGCGAGUCUCUAGAGUGUGUCGCGGGCUCGGGUGCGGGUCGGACGGCCUUUGCUCCUGCUCCGGGUGGACACACGCGUCUCCGUGCACCUUCGCUCCUUCCGCUGCGCGACCGCCUCCGGCCUCCGAGCAGGCGGCCCCCAGCACCCCCCCGCCGAGCCCUUCGCGUGGAGCCCUGGAACCGACACAUCCCUCUGGCCUGCCGCGGCCUCCGCGGGGCUCCUCGCUCCCCCCAUUCCCAGCCGAACGGCUUUCAGGGCCGCCUCCUGGGCGCCGACUCAGAGUCCGGGCCACAGCGGGAAGGGGGAGACCCUGCCUGGCGGCCUUCCCGGAGCUCGCGUUGUGGGGGGGGUUCGGCCGGGGUCUAGGGAAGCAAGCGCGCGUUUGAGGGCGAGAGCUCUGGAGAACGCGUGAACGGAGGGGUGAGUCCGUAAGCUGAGGGAGGAGAGUGGAGGGAAAUCGUUGAGGGGCUGGUCUGGCCAUUGAUCCUGGGCCCCGGUGGACAGACCAUCCCAGGAGCAGGCAGGACGCUCCUCUCCUGCCCCCUCCCUCCCCGCGGGGAAGAUCACUUCCUUAUUUCCUUGCCUCGGAGGCCCCUCCAGACGUCUAGACCCCCUAAAGGUGCCCAGAGUCACUUGUCCUUGAAGGUGUGCCCAGGUGUGCGAGGUCGCCCCUUACCCGGGCAGACACCCUUUGCAUACGCAGACCUGCGCGCCGCCGACACACCUCGGAGCUCCCGGAGCGCGCCCGGCUCUCAGGACUCACAGGCAGGUGCCUCGCCGCGCAGACUCGCCGGGCGCGGGGACCGGCUCGGGCGCGGGGCCGGCUGGGGCGGGGCAGCGGCGCGCGUUCCCCGCCGGCCACACCGGCCGCCUUGCGCCCGGCGAGGGGCGUGUGCUCGGGCCCGGAAUCCUUGGGCCCCAUGUUCACGGAGCUGAGGACCAAGCUGAGCCCCCCGCGAGGCCGCGCCGGGGCUGUGCGUGCCGGCUUCGGGGAGCGCCGGGAUGUGGACGCCGCUGCCCAUUUGAGCUUCUGCCGAACCCUCCUGGAACACACGGUGUCUGCCGAGAGCAUCCCCUGCCACCUCCCUCGGACACCAGGCACCAGCCUCACGUGGCAUGAUUCCCGUAGCCAGAGGGCCGCCGGUGGCCGGCCAGUCAAGCUCCUGCAGCAGCCGGGCACGGAAGCCCCCCAGGCCCGGCUGUACUCUGACCACUACGGCCUGUACCACACAAGCCCCUCCCUGGGUGGCCUGACAAGGCCCGUGGUCCUGUGGAGUCAGCAGGACGUGUGCAAGUGGCUCAAGAAGCACUGUCCCCACAACUACCUCGUCUAUGUGGAGGCCUUCUCCCAGCAUGCCAUCACAGGCCGGGCGCUGCUGCGGCUGAACGGGGAGAAGCUGCAGCGGAUGGGGCUGGCGCAGGAGGCCCAGCAGCAAGAGGUGCUGCAGCAGCUGCUGCGUCUGCAGGUGCGCGAGGAGGGGCGGAGCCUGCAGCUGCUCAGCCAAGCCUCCUUCGGAAACACGUCCUAGCCGCUGCGUGAGGCUCGAACCCCAGACCCCAGCACUGUGACCAGAGCCUGUGGCAAGGGCGAUGCAGAGCCGGCCCACAGCCCCUCUCGGACCCCACCAGAGGCGCCAGGGGCUGAGCCCGGCCCAGUGGACAGGUGGGACCAGGAUUGCCAUCUCUGGUUGUGCAUUCUGGGCUGUGAGCAGGUGGGGGCUGCUUGGGUGUGGUCCUUCCUCUGGGGACCUGAGCCCAAAUCCACCCUUGGUGCUGCUGGCAGCAUGCGGGGCAGCUACCUGGAGCCAGAGCAGGGUCUGGUGACCCCCCAGCCUCCCAGGGAGUCUAUUAUUUAUAUUCCCCUAACCCACACCCAUGCCUGUGCCCCUAUUGCCUGCUGAGUCACACUUCCUUUGGGCAUCCUGCCCACCCCCAGGGCGAGAGGUCUGUCUGUCUGCCCAUUUGUCUAGUUCUCCACCCUAACCCAGCACUUAGAGGAUUGCUGGCACAAGGGGGAUAAACUGUGGAGGCUCCCUUUGGCGCGUGCCCCCCCAUCCAGAUCACAGCAGCCACUGCCGCCAAGAAGGCCCCCGUGAUUUCUGAGACCCUCACCCCACCCCCACCCACUCCCAGGAACGGAAGUGAGAGAGGUCUGGGGACUGCUCAGGCGCCCGGGACCUAACUCAGCACUACGAGGGCCUCACAGCCAGGAUUGGGCUCAGUUGGGUUGCGGCCUUAGGUUUGGGAACCUGGCUCCUGCUCCUCCCACGUUGGGGAGUAUGUGUAUUCUCACUGCUCCUUUCCCAGGAAAAUCCGAAUUCACAGAAGAGACAGUCCUGAGGCCUGCAUCCCCCACACCCACCCACCAGAGACCCAGCCAGCACCUGAGCCACCACUCCAUGGGCCAGGGGGCCCAUGGUUUGGGCCUGGUGCUGUCUGGAGAAGGACAGGGAGGGUGAUCCUGAUAGCCCCCCACCCUCUGGCUCCUUUGCCUUUCCCCUCCCUCAGGAACUCUGAAAAUCUCGGGGACACAUGAGGCUGAGCCUCCAGCCUCUUCUCUGUGCCCUGAGCUGGCCUCCAGGUGGGAGGCUGGUUGCAGGUCCUGAGUGGAAUUUGGACCACUGGCCUGGUGCCCUCCAUCCUGUAGGCCCAUACAGGAAGCCCCCGUGUCCUGUCUGGCCACCCUGAUUGUCCCAGCCCACCCUGUGCCAUCACAACGUUGUCUUUUCCGGAGGAUCUUUCCUAUCACUGCCCCACCUUCUCCCUCCUUUGUCUUGCCCCCCAUGCCCCCAUGCUCUUGUCUUGUCUUCUUUGUUUUGCGCUUUUUUAUAUUCUGACCAAAAGACCAGAAAUAAACCCGGUUCUCAAGUGC